UGGGAGCGCGAGGCGGAUCCGGGCCAGGUUCCAAAGCCGCUCGGCCCAACCGUCCGAGACUAGCAGCGCAGACACUAACCGCCGGCUUCUCAACACGCACCAGCACCACAGUGCCUGAAUACAAAUUCUUCCAAUCGGGGUUAAUCCACCGGCCCCCCGGAGGAAAGGGGGGAAGGUUCCGGAAGAACACGGAACAGCCUCCACUUGCUGGUUUGAUUGGAUGGCUCCGACGUCAAUUUGGGGCUGGUGUGAUUCGGAAGCAACGUUGACAAUUUUUUUCUGUGAAUGUGUGAUCGUUUCAUCGGGGAGCUCACCGAAUUUUUCACAUUUACAGUGAGAGGUAUUCUGUGCAGCACUGAAAAUGGGAAGGAAAGAUGCUGGUGCUUCUAAAAUCCCAAUUGAUCACUACCGGAAACAAAUAGGAAAACAAGAUUAUAAGAAAACAAAAUCAGUUUUAAGAGCAACAAGAUUGAAAGCAGAAGCCAAGAAAACAGCACCAGGAAUAAGGGAUGUGGCACUCAUUGUUGCAGCUAUAUUGAUUUUACUUGUGGCGAUUUAUGGUUUCUUUUACCUGAAACUCACCACAGAAGUAGACCUUGACCUGGAACCGCAUGAAAAUUCAGAAAUGUAAAGAGAUGUUCUCCUUUUGGGAAGCAUUGAUAACCACUCAAAUGGAAUUUGCUGAAGUAUUUUGGACCAUAAGGAGACUGAUGUGACUUUUUACCGUGCAUUUGCUAAGAAUUCCAAAACAUGAACAAUUUUACAUCAAUUUCACAUCCCUUUGUUCAUGAGAUCAUAGAGUCUGUGCAGCUCACAAGUCUGCAUCUUAAAGUAAGACAUAUUUAAUUGGUAAUUCUUCUUUGAAAAUUCGGUUUAAUAAUACAGUUGAGUAUUUGAGCCAUGUGGGCCAGAAAUGUUCCACAUUGAAUCUGUAAUGCAUGCUAACUUACAUUAUACAACUGUUUCUUUGCUGCAAUUGGUCACACCCCUUUCAUUUAGGACAGACCAUAUUACCUCUUCUUGCUGGUUAAAGAUCGUAUGUGAGUACUGGCUAAGGAUGUGGUUCAUCUUGGUUAUAAGAAUAUCUUGAAUAAGUUGCCAAGGGCCCCUGUCCUGGCUCGCAAGUGACUCUGGAUUUAAUGGGGUGGCAGGGUCCCAGCCUGUACACCAUAAAAUCAAGGAUGGACUCUGGCGGCUUGCCCCAUUGUUUUUUAACAUUCAGAGGGGUGUUAAUUGCCUUGAGGCAAGAUUACCUUCCCUAUGUGUGUUGAGAAUUCCUCCUUUGAGAGCUCCCAAACAAUCAAAAGUUGGCAAAACUAUGAUGUGACAAGGACAGGCAGAUAGGCCAUGGGAUUCACAGCACUCACAGUAUCUUGUAGAACCCUCUGAAUUUCAAAUGUACAGAGCUCAAAAAAACAGCACUUGAAGAAUAAGCACUUGAACAAUGUAUUAAAAAUUAACGAAUAACUUUAGAGUUUUAGAACAUCAUUGCUUGUGGAACAGGAGAGAUGCAAAUUUGUAGAAAAAGAGGAAAAUUAUAUUUGUAAAUUGAUUGAAUCAAAUAUACCAUGGAUCCAAUUUGUAAAUAUGAUAUUUUGUUAAAAAUGAAACCGCACCACCUACCAGACAACUGUACAAGAAUCAAUAAAAAUACAAUUACAGUGUCAGCAUGAGGAUGGACAAGUGAGAGCAAAUACAGUUCAACAGUACAGGAAUCAAUUAAUAAUGGUGCUAUCAACUCAGUACGUAAUUUAGGUUUAAAAUGGGGAAGCAAGCAAUGAUUCUGGGAAUUCUUUUAAAUUAAUAGACCGGAAUGUUUAGUGGUAUACUGCCAAAAUAAUCACAUAUGAAACCCUCUUCUCAACACUAAGAUUAAUUGUAAUUGUACAUAGACAUAGAUACAUGUUGAAAGAGCAGCAUUACAACAAAUCAAUAAAUUGUAGCAUAGAUGAAGCAUUGUAUUGUUUACAUGGAAAAUAUUUUUCUAUAUUUUUAUUCUCUUUAAACAAAUGUGUUUUUAACUUUUUUCCUAAACUUAAUAUCUUGACAAUUGAUAAAAAUAAUAUGGUAAUAAGUUAGCAAAUGUAUUUCUUUGUAUGUUUUGCAACAUUACUGUCACGUACUUUAAGUAAAUUAUAUGAAAGUCUUUCUUGCAUUUGUUGCUAAUGUAUGUGCAUGUGGUCUAUUAAGGUGAUUAAAAAGUAUUAUAAAGCUAAA
Molecule: messenger RNA, 2217 nt
Organism: Rhincodon typus (whale shark)
Lineage: Eukaryota; Metazoa; Chordata; Chondrichthyes; Orectolobiformes; Rhincodontidae
Gene: triqk
Product: triple QxxK/R motif containing
Exons: 4
Coding region: 362-631 (89 amino acids)
Cellular component (GO): endoplasmic reticulum membrane
Source: RefSeq, a predicted model, not a curated record